Camarhynchus parvulus is the source of this 5523-nucleotide messenger RNA. It is a transcript of the gene CLMP, whose product is annotated as CXADR like membrane protein. The coding region runs from base 404 to 1516 and encodes 370 amino acids. NCBI's taxonomy places the organism in Eukaryota, Metazoa, Chordata, Aves, Passeriformes, Thraupidae. The transcript has 7 exons. Gene Ontology annotation, cellular component: cytoplasmic microtubule; cell surface; membrane. The record is from RefSeq and is a predicted model, not a curated record.
AAUCCCAGCUGAUGGCAGGGAGGGGCUCUAGUGGGAGGCAGCCAUGUGGUGAACAUUGAGCUCAGUGUUUUCCCCCUGCUUCUCUCCUCUCCAGACGGGCAAAAUUGUUCUGUGCUGCCGUGGAUGUGAAGUCCUCUCCGUGCUGCUUCUCCCCCAGAAACUCCCAGGGCCUUGAAUUUGCAGCCUUCAAAAAACAAAAAGAAAUCCAUCCGGCUGGAAGAUGGAGCAGGGGAUGAAUAGCAGGAGGGAAGAAAGAGUGAAGUUGGUGAUUUUUCUGGCACAUGGAUGCAAUUACGCUCGGUGCAUUCCAGAGGCGUUCCUGUGAACGCUCUGCAGGUCUGCCUGCCGUCCUUGGGAGAGAGGAAGAAAAAGGGAGGACAAGUCCCUCUUGCUGGGAGACGGAAUGUCUGCAUUUUCAAUCCUCUUCUUAGCUUCCUGCUCUGUUUGGCUCGGCGAGGCUCAGACCGAGUUCAAGAGGGUGGCAGAAGAAAACGUGACCCUGCCCUGCCACCACCGCCUGGGGCUGCUGGAGCAGGGCAGCCUGGACAUCGAGUGGCUGCUGCACAUCUCUGAGACCGUGCAGAAAGCGGUGAUCACCUACUCUGGGGGCCGAGUUUAUGAUGACCUGAACGAGGAGCAGAAGGGCCGCGUCUCCUUCACCUCCAACUUCCUUGCUGGAGAUGCAUCCCUGCAAAUCAUCUCCCUGCAGUCCAGCGAUGCAGGGAAAUACAUCUGCAAGGUCAAGAACGCUGGCCAGUACGAGUGGGCUCGCAUCACCCUCAAGGUCGUGGAGAAACCCUCCAAGCCCAAGUGCUGGCUGGAGGGGGAGCUGCUGGAGGGGAAGGAGCUGUCCCUGCAGUGCCGCUCCGCCUCGGGCACUGCGCCCAUCUCCUACCGCUGGCAGCGCCUCAGCGAGGAGGACGAGAGAGCCGAGCAGCUCCCGCCCAACUCCAGAGUCAACAUCUCGAACCCCGGGCAGGUGCUGCUGAAGAACCUGACGCAGAUGAGCACGGGGCUGUACCAGUGCGUGGCCACCAACGAGGCGGGCCAGGAGAGCUGCGUGCUGCAGGUGACAGUGCAGCAUGCACAAAACAUCAGCAUGAUCGCCGGGGCGGUGUGUGGAGUGCUGGUGGGGCUCUCCCUCCUCUUCCUGGUGGUGAGGCUGACCAUCAGGAGGAAAGAAAAGAAGAGAUACGAGGAAGAGGAGGCGCCCAAUGAAAUCAGGGAAGAUGCCGAGGCACCCAAGGCUCAUCUGGUCAAACCCAGCUCCUCCUCCUCGGGCUCCCGCAGCUCCCGCUCGGGUUCCUCCUCCACCAGGUCCACAGCCAACAGUGCCUCCCGCAGCCAGCGGACUUUGUCCACCGAAGCCACUCCUCACCUGACCCCACCCCAGUACAGCCAGCGGCAGCUGGACGGGAAAGAAGAACCCAAAAAAGCCGAUUACAACCACCUGGUGAAGGUGGCAGUGCCAGCCGUGAUGGUGCCCGCGCAGAGCCGCGCCUUCCAAACCGUGUGAGCAUCCCCGGAGCAUCCCCUGCCCCGCAGCGGCACUCGUCACAGCACCGGGGAAAUGCCAAAAAUCGUCACAGCACCGGGGAAAUGCCAAAAAUUGUCACAGCACCGGCCACUCAGCAGCGCUAGGAUAGUAGAUAGAUAGAUAGAUAGAUCUCCUCCUGGUCAGCUUCAUCGUGAUCACUCGGGGUUAUUCACACCGCCAGAACCCUCCCACUCCUUUCUGAACAUCACCGAGGUUCAGACCCCUCUGAUUCUGAUACGGAAAGAUUUCAGAAAGAUCUUAAGAAAAAAUUAUUGGAGGGCAAAGGGAGCUUCUUUUUAAUUUUUUUUUGUUGGUUUUUUUCCCUUUAAAAAUGAGCAUUAAAAACUGUAAAACUGUGUGUGAAGCCAACCCUCUGAUUCUCAUACAGAAAAAUUUCAGAAAGGUCUUAAGAAAGAUUUUUUUAGAGGGAAAAGAGAGCUUCUUUUUAAAUUAUCUUUUUUCUUUUUGGGUUUUUUUUCCCCUUUGAAAAUGGACCACUGAGCAUUAAAAACCUACGGCAGCAAAGCUGUGCUGUCAAGUGAAACUGUGUGAGUGAAAAGAAGCCAACCCUCUGAUUCUGAUACAGAAAGAUUUAAGAAAGAUUUAUUGGAGGGAAAAGGGAGCUUCUUUUUAAAUUAUCUUUUUAUUUUUUGGGGUUUUUUUCCCCUUUGAAAAUGGACCACUGAGCAUUAAAAACCUACGGCAGCAAAGUUGUGCUGCCGAGUGAAACUGUGUGAGUGAAAAGAAGCCAAACCUCAGGAUUUUUUAAAAGGGAUCAACAAAGACUUAAAGAUGCAUAAUGUUCCAGAGAGGUUUUGUGGGGAGGGAGAAGUCUCCCAGACUGGUUUUGGAGAAGUUUCUCGAAGAUUGUGCUGUCUUAAGUGAAGAUUUGGAGGCUGAGGGUGUCCAGCCAGGUGCUUCACAUUUUCUGCACUCAGUGAAAUACUGGAGGCUGUAACUAAAAUGGAAAUUAAAGGAUCACUCCCAAAGGACAAGACAUGCAGCAUUAAGGUGUCUGAACUAAACUCUACUAAAGAGAAAGGACUUUUUCUGUCAAGAAAACAGAGGUGCUUUAAUUGCCAGAAUAAACUUGGGGCCAGGAGCCCGACUCUGCUUCCAUGGGCAGCACUGCAGGGCCGUGAGAGCCCCACUGGAGGGGUGCCCGUGGCCACUGAGCCUUAGAGGGGGAGAACUGGGCACUGCACCCAGCAGGGAGGCACUGCCCACAUGGGGAGGGCCACCAAGGUACCAAAAAGCCUGGAUGGAGCCUUGGGAAGAGCUCUCAGCCACUGCCAGCUGCAGAACUGGCCAGGUUUGUGCUGGAGAAGCCUUAUGGGAAGUUCUUCCCCAGCCUGAGUGAGCAGCACUGCCCAGCUGAGCCCAGGGAAGGCCUGAAGGGUUCCCUGGCAGAGGAAAACACACCUGGGACAGGUACACAAGCACAAAAUGCUGCUCCCAUCAGGACAUCUUUGUGUGAGCUGUCCCACUCCUACACCAAAUGCUGGGCCAUGGGCCAGGGCUGAGGCUUAAACCUUUAGCAAGACUCUUAAAAAUGGCAACAAUUGUAAAAAAAUAUUUUUGUGAGCAACCAGGUUAAGCAUUUCCACGGAAUAUGAAGUUAGGGAAGGAUGGGAGGUAGGGACAGAUGCAGAAUUCUGUCCCUGAAUUUUCCUCUGAAGGACUUGGCUCUGAGCACUGCUACACACAAGACACUGAGCUUGUAGGUUCUAGAUUCCUGUACCCCCAGAUUGGUGAUUUUCUGUUUCAAAAAUGAGGGUGUUUGGGGUUUUUUCCCCACUGGAGGGAGGGAAAGGGUUUCUCCAAUUGGUGGAAAGACCCUCAAGAAGACGGUGAGCACAGAAGAACAGAUCUAUAAUUCUUUCACUCCAGGAUUGUCAUUAAUCUCCUUUUCUGACUGAGACCCAGAAUUUCUAAUUUCUACACUUGAGAUCUUUGACAACCUGAUCAAAGCCAAGCCCUGCCUGGGCUAUUUCCACAUGGGAAAGAGUUUCCAAACUUGCCCCACACUAUGUGAGAACCUCCCUUCCUAGGAGCAGCCACUCAAAAUUCCACUGCUUUCUCUAGCCCAGAUUUAACCCUUGGCAGGACAAAUCCCUGAUGCUGUGCAGGGAAAACAAUCCCAGCUUUAAUAAGACCUGGCAUGAGGUGUUUGACAAGCUGCUCCUGCCACGGCAGCUGCUGGGGGUGGAUUCUCUGUCAUUCCAUCCUGGAUCAGCGGGGUGGGAAGCAGCAGCUCUGUGUAUGUCUGGGAUUCCUCUGCAGUUGGUUUUAUCCUGAGCCCUGAAGGUUCAGGUGCUCCAAAGCACUCCUGAGCCAUUCCAGAGCUGGGAAAAUUCCAAAAGCAGGCACAGGAGGGUGAAAGGAGCCAGUGGGUUCUUCUGUGGGUUCUCACUGGGCUGAGCAUUCCCUGUGCUGCACCUCAGUGAUGGUUUCUCCUCCAGCCAGGAUUUAUGAGCUCUCAGAGAAUUUACCACAUCUGAGAUAGCCCAGCUACCCCCAAUGGCAUCAAAUCAGCAGGAUGCCUUCUGAGGUGGGGUUGGACACAGAAAAAGGUUUAAUAAAAGACAAAAUAACAAAGGUCUCACAGAGAAAAACCGAGCCAAGAGCAAGAGGUUCUUGCUCCUGCUAAACACCCCCACAAAAGGAGGCUCUCUUCUUUUUCUAGUUCUUUUUCUAGUUCUCUUCUUUUUCUAGUUCUCCUUGUGUUCUCUUCUUUUUCUAGUGAACUACCCAGGCCAGGCCUCUUGGCCUCUGUCCACUCAGACAGCCCCAGCUCUAAGGAGAAGUCCAAAAGCUCCUGUGAGGUGUCUUUGUACCAAAAUGGGAGAGAAACUUCUGGGCUUUUUGCCUUUUCAAGCAGACAAAGAAUAAUUUAAUCACUCUGCCAACAGAGGGAACGUUCCUCCACCUGGGGAUCCUCACCCUGAGCACAGGCCCAGGAGAGCUUUCCCUGAGUGCUCUCCCUGAGCCUCCUCAGCACAAACCCAGCGUGACAGUCCCUGAGAGCCACAGGGGCAGCUCUGAUCCCAGCCCGGGCUGGCAAUGAGCAGAGCGGAGCCUCUGCAGCCUGCAGCGAGGAGGAUUUGCCCUGGCAGGAUUUCCUGGAGCCCUUGGGCAGCCCUGGCAGCCUCUGCUGCUGUGGAACCUCGUGCUGAGAGCUCUGGGGGCUUGGGGAGGGUCAGGCAGAGGGGCAGUGCCUGAAUCCUGCUCUGGGGGAUCCAUCCUGGCUGCUCGGAGCCCUGCUGGCUCAGAACUCCCAGGCCCUGGGAUGGAUGAGAUUAUUUCAAUUGUUUUUUGAAAUAUUUUUAUUUCACCGUUUAAAUAUCUUCUAAAUGAGGGCUAGCAUCCCUCCUUAGGCUAUUUCUGUUCUUUUUACAACAUAAAAUAUUUUGUGUGAAGGGUUUACACAAAACGCCCUUAAAUCUACUAUUGCCCCCCAAUCUACUCAAUGCCCCCAAAACUACUCUUGCUUUACUAUUUGCUUUACUUUUGAACUGUCACUCUGGGUUUGUUGGGAUGCAGGAGAUGUCCAGGUCUCUGCCUCAGCCCAUCAGCGACUCACAGGGAAGGGAGAAGUUCUUCACCAAAGGGAGCAGGAGAAAGGGAUCAUUCCAAAGGGAUUCAAUUCUCCAAGCUCCAGCCCACCAGGAGUUGCACAAGGGGAGCAAAUAAGCCAAACCUUGUUUUGUAAAAUAGUGUAUUAAAGCAUUUACAGUCAUAUACCAGCUAUUAAUGAAUUGUGUGAUGAAAUGCCUACCAUGUUAUGUAGCUUUUUGUUUCUCAGCAGCUAAACGAAGCUUCCAUCUCUGCUACCUGCUAUGAUUGGUGUACUUGUACUGUGUCUGAACAACUCAGAGGAAAGCAAAUAUUUAUUAUUGAUUCACUUUGAAUCAAUGAUUUAAUAAUUUUUUUUUUGGUUGGUUGUUUUAUAAAUAAAGGUGCUGCAGCUGAAGUGCUGCAGCUCA